AUGCGUCUUCGAGAUGAGCAUUGGGUGGAGGAAGCACGCGUCUUCCCGGAACUGGAGGGUGACCUCGAGCAAACCUGGAGCCACGGGGGGCGGGGGGGCGGGGGGGUGGGAGUCACUAACGGCCAGUGCGCCCAGAUCACGCCGGGCCUGAAAGCAGACCCCCGCCGCGUCUACGUAGCUCGCAGUUACCGGGAUCCGCGCAGGAGGCGCCGGCGACGCGCGGGCGCCCACCUGGCGGCGGGGCGGCGCGCCCCAGGGCGGCGAGUGCGCGCGCGCGGCCGGCGCGCUGUCCCUUUAAACGGCCCGCGGCGCCUCCCCCGCGCGCCCCGCCCGCCGCGGUGCGGCCCGGUGCUGGGCGCGGCCGGAGAAAGUCCAUGUGAGCCGGAGCGCCGGGCCGCCGGAGCACUUCCUGCUGCAGGCCGGACCGGGCCGGCGCCCGCAGGUACCCCAACUUCGCGCCGCCCACGGGUCCCACCGCCGCACUUCCCGCGAACUCCGCGGCGCGCCCGCCCUCGCCUGCCGCAGUGCCCAAGUUCGCGCCGCGCGCCGCCCGCGGAGCUGGCCGGCGGCGCCCGGGCCUGGGGAGGCGCUCGCCCGGGCCGGGCCGCGCCCCGCCCCGCCGAGCGGGCACCCGGGCUCCGAGCGUCUCCUCUCCUGCCGGGUUUCUCGGGGCGCUCGGGACACUCGGUCUCCCCCGACCGGACGGACGGAGCCCAGCCCUCUGGGUUUGCCCUGAUGACAAAGGACGCGGUUCUCCUGGUCUCGGCACAGGUGCUUCUCAGCGUUUCGUGCGGGGUGUCGUCUAAGCCCCCCACAGACCCCAGGAGAGGCCUCUCCGAAUGCCUCAUCUGCAUCCAGCGCAUCCAGCACGCUUUCCCAGGCACCCCCUUGGUCCUCCCCGAGGUGAGCAGUCUGGCCCUCGGGUACUUCCAGGCCCUGGCCUCGGUCCUCUCUGCAUCCCUGUGGGUGACCGGCCGCUCCGUCCACGCAGGCCCUGCCCCUGCUGCCCCCAUCAGGGGGACCGAGUGUGGCCGUGUGCUCAGACCUGUGUCCACGCCAGGACCGGCUCACACGUGGCGGGAGGGUGUGCCGUGGCCGCAGUCGGGCUGUGGGUGUGCAGGGGUCAAGGAUGAGCUCGCCUUCCUGGACUGGGUCCCCGAGUCCAGGUGCUGGCCCAGCGGCCCCAGCUCGGUCCCGGUCCCAGUGCAGGUGACUGCCUGGCCGGGCGAGGGCCUGAGGGCCCGGGAGGCUGCCGUGCAGUUUUGCGCUGGGCCCUUCUUCACAUUCCCACUCCAGCCGUCACCGAAUGGCCCCGGUGGCUCCCACGCCUGGGCCCUUUACAGCCAGAGGGUCACCGUGGAGGUCCUGUCCCAGGCAGCUGUCAGAGCCCAGGCCAGUUUUGCAGAAUGCCCCCGGUCUGGGCACGUCUCGGACAGCGGUGCUGCGGCCGUGCCACUGUCCUGCCGGCUGGAGGUGGCCCGUGGGCUCUGCGAGGAUGACGUAGGAGGUGUACCUAAGCCUGGCCCCCUCCUGCCCACGAUGAGCCCUGGGGAGAAGGUGCUGCCCUGGUGGGCUGUGGUCGGGCAAAGACAGCCAGAUCUCCCGGGCAGCAGCAGCUACCUGGGCCAGGUGCACCCGGGUGGACGGAGCUGGAUAGACAAACAGGUGACCGGUGGGGACAGACAGGACCCCGUCAUCCUCCCUACGGAGUCUCCCCACUCGCUGCCGCCCCCUCGGGGUGCCCGGGACGGCGUGGCUGAGACCAGCCUAGUGGUCCCGGUAGAGCCUCUCCAUCCGGCCUUGCCCGACCUGGUGGCGUCGGGGCCGGGGGCCCGGGUGGUCUUGCUGGAGCAGGUGCUGCAGGGGCUCCGCCCUCCCUUCUACCGCCAGCCUCUCCUGCAGGCUGGGCUCCCAGGUGACGCCUCCACGGCCAGGUCCCCGCGAGGAUCCGCCUCGUGCUGUGUAGAGCUGGGGAAGCAUCUGAGUGAGGCGACAGGGCCCUCGCUGUGGUCCCAGUGGCUGGGCGGGACCCGUGACCCACUUCAGUGUGCCUGGCGUGUCGGGAGCACCGCCCACCCCACCAGGCAGCAGGAGACCGCCCAGCGUCUGGCGGGAUACGAGGGUGUGGCUGACGGCUUCCCCCACCUCCCGGGCGGAGCGAUCUGGCUGUUUGUCCUCUGUCCUGAUCGCAUCUUUGAGGCCUUGAGCCUACAGGACGGCCCUCGACCUUGGAGGCCAGGAGGCCUGGGCCUGACCCUGGGGGGGACCGCGUGUGAGGCCUUUCAACUUCUCACCUCAGCCAACCAGCUUGUCCUGGGGGGCCUGGCCCCUCCCGGGGUGCCCACGGAGGCCCCCGCACCCCGUUCCCGGCUUUCAGGGGGCCUGGCACGCCUGAGCCGGGCAGCCUUGCUUCAAACAGCCGCCCGGACCUCCGAAGGGUCAACCCCCAGGCCGCUUCCCCCUUCCCCCUCGGAGGAGCAGAGCUCGCAGCCAAGCCAGAGCAUCGGUGGGGGACUGCAGGACGCGGCCCUGGGGGAUGUGGCCGCUGGGGCCUGGCCCCCAAACUCCGGAGUGCCCUGCCUUUUAGGAGGUGGCCUUGCUGCCAGGCCCGCUUCUGCCGAGGUCCUGAGAUGGCAGGGCUUGGCGGCCGGGCAGUGGGGCUGCCACGGGGAUGGGCCCCCGGCUGGGUGCGAGGUGCUGGGGCUCCUCUCGCCCUCCCCACCCCAAGGGCUCCCGCUCCGUUUGCUGCAUUCCCGGAGCAGCUGGCGGCUGCGGGCGGCCGGCGUGCGGGCGAGCCUGCCCCUGCCAGGCUGCGCGGGCAGUGCCGGGGCCACGGCGGCAGCGGCCAAAGCGGGGGCACUGCGGGCCCUCCCCCCGAGCGGCCGCCCACCUGCUCAACUCCUGUCGGCGGCCGGGCCGGCGCUCCGCCCUCCUUCCGCGGCCGCCCGGCGCCUCUGUGGCCGCCUGCACUUUCCUCCCGCGGGACCGAGCGGCCCUUUGUACGGGCGCCGGCUGCGCGGAGUUGGGCCGGCGCCUCCUCCGGCCCGUCCGUCCCGGCCCCGCUUCUCUGAGUCGGACACCGGAUCCGCAGCCCGGGAGCCCCGUCCCCAGACCCCGCGGGCCGGCAGCCUCCCCACAGCGGCCGGUCCCUUGCUCGGCCCUCCCCUGUCUCCCCACGACCCCUUUAGUCACCUGGGCUGGGAGCGAGCGGGCAGGGAUCGGCCGGCGUCGGGAGUGGGGGGCCGGGAGGGCGCGCAGGUGGGGCUGCGACGGGCUCCCGGCUCCUGGACCGGCAGCCGGGUCCCCGAGGCAGCUCGGGCUGGGCGAGCGGGCGCGGCUCGGAGCCCCUCUGGCCCGAGGUCUCCUUUGCCUGGAGGGCGAGCAGAGGUGGCGGAGAGGCUGAGUUCUCCCAGCUUCAGCUCACUUCCCCGGGCAACCACUCCUGCCCGCCUCUCCUGA
This is a messenger RNA of Kogia breviceps (pygmy sperm whale), 3459 nucleotides long. NCBI's taxonomy places the organism in Eukaryota, Metazoa, Chordata, Mammalia, Artiodactyla, Physeteridae. The record is from RefSeq and is a predicted model, not a curated record.